Messenger RNA from Drosophila mauritiana, 3503 nucleotides. RefSeq names its product transmembrane protein fend. The transcript has 4 exons. NCBI's taxonomy places the organism in Eukaryota, Metazoa, Arthropoda, Insecta, Diptera, Drosophilidae. The record is from RefSeq and is a predicted model, not a curated record. The coding region runs from base 856 to 1818 and encodes 320 amino acids.
GUUUUCGUUGGUUUCGUUCAGAGCAGCAUUAACCCUCGACGGCGACGCUCGUUUUUCGGUUGUUCGGCUCCUGAAAUCGAAAUUGUAAUUUCGCACAGCGUAUACAUUAGAUUUUUCCUCCUUUACGUGUCGCGCGUGUGCUAUUCUUGUUAUUGUCCCGUCGUCGCCUUUUUUUUCGGGUGUAUACUUAACAAAAUCGUUACAAAUAACCGUUUUUUUUUUACAUGUGUUACUGUUAUUACUGCUUGGUACUUAAAAGCACAAAAGUCAAAGCAAAUAAAGCACGUUAAAGAGAACACCGAAAAAAGAAUAACAAUAACAAAUACAAAUACAAAUACAAGUAAGCUAGCUUGUUGUUGGUGUCGCGCAGCAUGUGGAGUUACAGUUAACUGUAACAGUUAACGGGCAGCAAAGCGGCAGGCGGAGAAAGAGGUGUGUAGGAGCAGUGGGAGAAGCACAAGGAGCAACAGAAGCGAAAAGAGAGGUAGAGAGAGUAGGAUUUACUGCUUCUUCGCUUCACUAAAUGCAGUCGACGCUGCGAUUAUUAUGUGCCAGCUCCAAUAACAACAAACGCAGCAGCAGCAAAAAACCGCCGCAGCAGCAGCAACGACAACAACAACAACAGCACCACCACUUGAUACGAAAAUAAACAAACAAAAUCAAUCAAUUAAUCAAUCUGCUGAGCACACCGCUCUCCACGCCCACACACACACGCGCAACAACACACAACAACAACACACACGAGUGCAAGUCAACGCCCACGCCCAUUGGAGAAAAAGGAGGGAGUGGCAGGACGACAACAAGCAAAGGAGUCGUAGGAGAAAGGAGGAGGCAAACCACGAGGACGAAGACAACAUGUUCCACUCACUUGUUUUGAUGGCCUGCGCCCUUGCCGCCCUCUCCGUCGCCCAGGGGGCGGGGUUCGCUCGAUCCAAAUCGCUGCCGUUAUCGCUAUCGCUAUCGGUAUCGGUAUCCUCGUCAUUGGCAUCGGCAUCCAGUCCAGGAGCUGCUGCGGACCCAACAGCCGCCGUCACCGCGACCGCCCCCACCCCCGCAAGUGCUCCAUUUGCCGGCAAACAGCUAAACAGAUGCCGUCAAAGUUGCUAUCAGCAGCUUUCCAAGGACUGGCAUUAUUGUAAGGAUUCCGUUGAUUGCACAAACUGCUGCCAAAAGCUGAUGGCACCCUUCGAGCUGCGUAUCCUGAAGGCCCAGCGCCAGGAGUCGCUCGUCCUCACGGACAUCGGCUGGGAUGAGAUGAUAGCGAAUGCCUCGCGCCAGUGCCUCAUCACCUGGGAGGUGUCCGGCGGCGGGCUCAUCGGCAAUCUGCUAACGGACACCGCCCGGGCGGAACUCUCCCUGUGGCCGGACACCGUCUACAACAUCCAGGUCAAGUGCAAGCACAAGCUCACGGGUCUGAUGCGGCGUUCGAUCAAGCUGAAUGUGGACACCAGCCAGUUGGUGGGCACGACAACGACCACCACGACGACCAGUAAAUCGAGGACCCAGAUGCAGCACGCGGAGCAGCCAGUGGACCAUGCCGAUGCCUUGGAGCACUCGCAGCACAUUCGCGUUCCACAUCCCACGGAUCGUGUGUACAUAAUCAGUGCGCUGCCCACGCCCAGCGAACUGGGCGGUGUGGUUUAUCCGGCCUUCGGGGCGCUGGCCUUCUUCCUGGCACUGCUGGUCAUGUUCCUCUUCCUGCGUCCGCAGCGCAAGCGGUUCCCUCUGGAUGCGGACAGUGCGGACACGGCCACGUUGAUAGGUCGCAGCUCGAGCAGCUCGAGGAACUCACUGGACGCCUCCACGCUGCAUGUCUAAGGCGGAGGUUGCCCGGAGAACUUGUAGUCGUAUAUAUAUAGAUGUCUGACUAUGUGAUAUUCUGCACCCCAAAAAAAAAAAAAACAAACAAUACAAAAAACAAGAACAAAUGAACAAAGGACGCGAAGAGAACUGUGUACAUACCCCUUGCCGCGUUAGUUAGUCCUUUCCUAUCCAAAAUAUUAAAUCCUGGAUUUUGAUUCGAUAUGAAAGAUCAGAUUCGGAUCGAAUCGAAUUGAGUUGGAGAAUCAAGCAAAUUUCGCUCAACUAAGUUAAGUUUUAUCCUCUGCCAUUCGUAGAUCCCAAUGCCAAACCAGCGCAGUCAUAUACAUAUACACGCAUGAUUAACAUACAUACAUAGCUCUAUAUACAUAUACCAACUAUAUUAUACAUUUAACGCAUUUACUAUAUACAUGCAUAUACAUAUAUCAUAGUUAUACAAGCAGGAGCAGCUAGAGAUCAAGAUAAAGAUAAAGAUACAGAUGCAGAUGCGUUAACGGUUACGGUUACGGAUACAAAUAUAUAUAGAUAUAUAUAUAUAUAUACUAUAUUAUUAUAUACUAUAUAUAUUAUAUUAUAUUAUAUAAUAGACUAGGGGCCAGCGGCCAACCAACUACAUACACCAAACUAAAUGCAACAAAUUGCUACAAAUUUUUUGUCAAUCGUCGUCGCUCGCUUGCAAACAUACAAACAAUAUAAAUUUGUUUUUAUCUCAGGUUAAAAACAAAUAAAUACCAAUUAAUACAAAUACAAAAUAUCAUGCAUCUCUUUUCCAUUUUUCGUCGUCUUAAAACUUAAAUGAAACAUAGUGCAUAAAAAGCUAAACGAAAAGAAAAAGGAAUUACAAAUUAACAAAAACGCAACUUAAAUCAGAAGUAAAUAUUUUUCAAAAUUUUUAAAUGUUUAUACCUAGACAAACUCAAUUGAAUUAACAACAAAGUAAACUAUUAUAAAUGACUUACUGUACUUGAGCAUGUAAAAACAAAGUAACAAAGUAACUAACUAAAGUAAACUAAACUAAACUAUGGUUAAAUGGUUAAUACGGUUAACUAAAGAUCUAAGCUGAGAAAACAUAACUUCGCUACGCAAAAUGCCUGUACAUAUUUUAGCCCUAAUUUAUUUAUAUUUAAACAAUCCAUUGUUUUGUUAACCUAUGAUUUUAAGGAUGUGGAACGUUUCCCAGGGGCAAGAAGAUGGUGUGUCUCCCAACCUGAGGGAAGUUCUACUUCAAGUUUCGAGAAAAGAGCGAACAACCUAAUCUAAUUAAUUGAGUGUUCCUGCUUUCGAUGAAACAUAAGUUUCGUAUGUUUUUAGUGUCUGCUCCAAUGGUUGUAGUAUCAAUUAGUGAAUUUCGAUUAAAUCAAAAAAGAAAAUUAGAAAGGCGCAACCAAUCUUCUUUCCCCCAAAUGGAAUCUCCGGAGUGAUGAGAACCUUGUGUAGUGUGAACCCAUUGCCAUAUACAAUGCAGUCCUAGUUUAAUUUUAGUUAGUUUAGUUAAGCGAUCCAAAUGUGUUACCUUUUAUUUUAUUUUUUUUUUUGUGUGGCAGAGACUUGUUAAGACUAAAUACGAAAUAUGCCAAUCACAUUUUAGAUAUAUACAUAUUUAUAUAUAUACUGUGUAUGAAUAAAUUCGGACGAGAAGGAUGGUAGCGGAUGUGCGGCACCCUUUCAACAUUUAUCCUUUA